Pieris macdunnoughi is the source of this 402-nucleotide messenger RNA. The record is from the annotation of a GenBank genome assembly. Lineage: Eukaryota; Metazoa; Arthropoda; Insecta; Lepidoptera; Pieridae.
AUGACUAAGUAUUUGUUUACUAGGUACGAUGUACCGGAAUUGGGUACGAAUAUUUCGACCGAACACGUGGUGGUCUAUGGGGCCUGCACAAAAUUAAUAAAAGGCACUGACAGUUCAAUUCACGCUGGCAUUAGUCGACUACCAAGAAAUAAAGGCUUAGUUUUUUCUCUAUUAUGGCAGCACCAAAGGAAGUCGCGGGCUGUAAGCGGUAUCCUGAUCAUCAAAGGCAAAACAAAGGAAGUAUUUGAUUUACCAGAACAACUAGGAACAAAGACGGAAUCACAGCCGGCGAUGGAGUCAAAGACUCUUUUCUCAGGUCUUCAAAUUCCUAAAGGCAGCAGGUAUCAAAACAGCCUUCCUAAAAAUCGCAGCAGCAACAGCGUUCAUCUCGAAGAAAUGUGA